Molecule: messenger RNA, 907 nt
Organism: Anolis sagrei ordinatus
Lineage: Eukaryota; Metazoa; Chordata; Lepidosauria; Squamata; Anolidae
Gene: SURF2
Product: surfeit 2
Source: RefSeq, a predicted model, not a curated record
CCCGCCCACCCACAGCCAUGAGGGAAGAUGGCGGCGCACUGGGCGAGGAGGAGGCAUCGCUGCGGCGUUUCCUGGCGGCGCACCCGGCCUUGGGCGCCCUCCCCUCCGGGAACAGGGUACGCUGCGCCCUGAGCGGCCACGAGCUGCCCCUCAGCCUCCCGGCGCUGGAGGCCUACGUCGCGGGGAAGAAGUACCGCCGGCUCCGGGCGAGGAGGGAGGCCGACCUCGGGCCCCACGCCCAGCACCUCGUGCCCAGCCGCACCAGGCCACAGCAGCUCUUCUGCCAGCUGACCCUGCGACACCUCAAUGCCCAGCCGGAGCACAUUCAGCGCCACUUCCAGGGACGCCGCUUCCAGAGGGCACUCCAGAAGUAUGAGCAAUGCCAGCGGGAAGGGGUGCCCUUUGUGCCGGCCGCCCUGCGCCAGAAGCAGCAACACAGGAAAAGACAGGACGAAGAAGCGGCUUCCUCCAAUGGGGCCCAAAGGGGAAAGAAGGGAGAAUUCUGGGAGCCUCCCCCAGACAGCGAGAGUGGCGACGACACGGAUGACAGCAUGAGCGAUUUGUACCCACCUGAGCUUUUCUCGGAAAAGAGCCCGGCAGUGGCGGCGGAGGAAGAGGCAGCCAAUGGCGCUUGUGGUGAGAACGGCAGCGAGGCCAUGGAGGUGGAGACCCCACUUGGCUUCAAGAGGCGGAAGGAGCAAGUCGGGAGACCAAAGAAGAGGUCCAAAAGCCACAGCGGGAAGCCCAAAUGGGUCGGGAGAGACGUCAACGGGAAGUAGAUUGGCUCAACGAACGACACGGACUGGGACUUGGGGUUUUUCUGUUAGCAAGGGAUUCACACAUUCUUUUGGAAGCCAUCACUGGUGCUUGUAUUGAUUGUGUUGAUUAUGUAUAGUUUUGUGAGUUA